Molecule: messenger RNA, 951 nt
Organism: Gasterosteus aculeatus aculeatus (three-spined stickleback)
Lineage: Eukaryota; Metazoa; Chordata; Actinopteri; Perciformes; Gasterosteidae
Gene: snrpb2
Product: small nuclear ribonucleoprotein polypeptide B2
Molecular function (GO): RNA binding
Source: RefSeq, a predicted model, not a curated record
UGAGCCUGUAGUUCCUCCCCAGACCUGCGGGGGCGGUAGAGGUCAGCGCGCCUUAAACCAGCAGCCAGCGUUACCGGCGCGCGCAGUGUGUUUCCGGCUUUAAUGAGCGGUGUGGAGAGAGAGACACCAACAUGGAUAUCCGACCAAACCACACCAUUUACAUCAACAAUAUAAAUGACAAGAUCAAAAAAGACGAGAUGAAGCGUUCGCUCUACGCGCUCUUCUCUCAAUUUGGCCAGAUCAUCGACAUCGUGGCCAUGAAGACCACAAAGAUGAGGGGGCAGGCCUUCGUGGUCUUCAAAGAGCUCGCCGCGUCCACCAACGCACUGAGGCAACUUCAGGGCUUCCCUUUCUACAACAAGCCCAUGAGGAUACAGUACGCAAAGACCGACUCCGAGGUCAUCACCAAGGUGAAGGGCUCGUUCGGCGACAAGGAGAAGAAGAAGGACAAGAAGAAGAAAGCUCAGGAGCCGCCAGCCAGCCUGCUAAAGAUACCAGCAGCGGGAUCAGCAGCACCGGUGCACUCGGGUAUCGUACAGGUGCCGGACAACCCGCCGAACUACAUUCUGUUCCUCAACAACCUGCCCGAAGAGACCAACGAGAUGAUGCUGUCCAUGCUGUUCAACCAGUUUCCCGGGUUCAAAGAGGUGCGGCUCGUCCCGGGCAAACACGACAUCUCCUUCGUGGAGUUUGAGAGCGAGACGCAGGCGGGCGUGGCCAAAGACGCGCUGCAGGGCUUCAGGAUCACGGCCACCUGCGCCAUGAAGAUCACGUACGCCAAGAAGUAGUCUGAGCCCGACAGAGUCGGAGGGCCGAACCGGGAUAUCCGUUGUGUUCCUACAUGCUUUGGAUUUUUGUACAUGCUACUUCUUCUUUUUUUGUCAAUUCUGUCAUCGAGCGAAUAACCCCUGACCUAUAUUUUGUUUUGUAAAAUAAAAGUCUUUUACAUAA